Molecule: messenger RNA, 1635 nt
Organism: Bombus pyrosoma
Lineage: Eukaryota; Metazoa; Arthropoda; Insecta; Hymenoptera; Apidae
Gene: NitFhit
Product: deaminated glutathione amidase
Exons: 6
Coding region: 256-1188 (310 amino acids)
Biological process (GO): nucleobase-containing compound metabolic process
Molecular function (GO): hydrolase activity, acting on carbon-nitrogen (but not peptide) bonds, in linear amides; bis(5'-adenosyl)-triphosphatase activity
Source: RefSeq, a predicted model, not a curated record
ACACCACAUUCAAUACUUACUUUCGUUAACCUAUAAAAUUUUGAUAAUUUAUUUUAUAAAUUUGUAAAAACUUGUUAUAUAUGUAUAAUUUUUAUAUAAGCAUACUUUACGAUUUAUAGAAAUUAUUUUCUUCUUUAAACAAAACGUCAUUAUAAAAUAUAUAAUUAUUAGUAUAUAUCUAUUAAUGUAUCCCAUUUCAACAUUGACAUUUCUCUAUUAUCAAAUGUUCCUAUGUACGUGUAACGUAAAUAAGCGAUGAGCAUGCAUUUUCUAAAUAGUUUUUCUAUUAUUAAAUAUCUCAGAAAACAGUUUUCAGGACAUCUUAUUGCUAAAUUUAGUACUAUGGCACAUCCAUUAGUUGCAGUAUGUCAAAUGACAUCAACAAAUGAUAAAGAAAAAAAUUUACAAACUGUACGAGAACUAGCUGAGCGAGCUAAAUCUAGGACAGCUUGUAUUGCCUUCUUUCCUGAAGCUUGUGAUUAUUUAGCCGAUAAUAAAAAGGAUAUAAUAGCCAUGGCUCAACCUUUGAAUGGAUCAAUAAUAUCAAGCUACAAAGAAAUCGCUAAAGAAAAUAAAAUUUGGUUAUCGUUAGGUGGAUUACAUGAAGCAUUAGAUGACGAUAAAAAUCGUAUAAGUAAUACACAUGUUGUAAUAAACAGUGAAGGAGAAAUAGCCAGUAUUUAUCGUAAAAUCCAUUUAUUUGAUAUGGACAAUAAAACUACUGGCGUGAGAUUGAUGGAAUCAGAUUAUGUCUUAGCAGGGCAAAAGAUUGAACCACCCAUAUCAACACCAGCUGGUAAAUUAGGCCUCUGUAUUUGUUAUGAUAUGCGUUUUCCCGAAUUAUCUCUUUUAUUAAGAAAUAUGGGAGUGGAAAUUCUCACAUAUCCAUCAGCAUUUACAUAUCAAACAGGUGCUGCUCAUUGGGAGAUAUUAUUGCGUGCAAGGGCUAUAGAAACACAAUCUUAUGUUAUAGCUGCAGCUCAAACUGGUACACAUAACAAAAAGAGAGUGAGCUGGGGUCAUGCAAUGAUUAUUGAUCCAUGGGGAACUAUAGUAGCGCAGUGUAGUGAAAAAACUGAUAUGGUUUUAGCAGAAAUUGAUUUAAAUUUAUUAAAACAAAUUCGGCAAAAUAUGCCGUGCGAAAAUCAUCGUCGAACAGAUGUAUAUCCUAAAAUAGAACCCCUGUAAUCUUUAAUUUAAAUGAUGUAUAUAUGCGUAUAUAUCUAUAUAAUUAUAUUAAAUUUUACUUGCUUUUAUUUUUACUUUUUGACAUGAGCAAAUGCUCGUGCUAAGCCCGAUAUUUUAUGUAAAGUAACUAGGGAUUGAAAUAUAAUAAACAUUAUAUUUCCUUAAUAUACAUAUAUAAAACAAACAUUUAUUAUGAUGAAUUUUAUUGUACAUACUGUCUAAUAUAACUUAUAAAUAUUAACUUAUAAAUAUUUGUACCGUAAAGAUGUAAAGUAGGUGAAAAUAUAUUGCUACAAUUGUAGUUGUGAACAAUUUUUGUACAUAUGAAACUGAAAGUAUAACAAACUACUAAGAAAUUGUAAUGCAGAUAUUCUAAUAAAAUGUAAAAUAAUAUUUUGUAGAGUGUUACAAAGAAUGUAAUAAAUUAUAUAUCAUUUAUUAUGACAA